ACAAUCUCUCUCUCUCUCUCUCUCUCACUUCAAAUUUGUACAGAUUCCAUCUUCACUGGAUGGAUAAGUGUCCCGCUUCCGUAAUUAACAGCUUGGCUUGGCGUCCAUGGGAAUGAGAGUUAGACACCUGGCCCUGACCUGACUGGUAGAGCUCUGUUGACCGCUUUUCCUCCAGGAAACGACCAAUUUGCUCCUCCUCCUCCUUCGUCGUCUUCUUCUUCUAAAGCUUAUGAAGUGGUUGUUCUAAUCAAUUUGACCUAUAUGGUCAGGGCUGUUCGAGCCAGCUUACGCAUACUCGACUAAUCCCUCCCUGGUUCGGUAAAGGCAGAAGCAGAAAUGGCUGAAGAGAUUGGAGAAUCCACACCAGCUGUUUCUUUUGACUAUGAACUUUAUGAAGGGGAUCCUGACCACCUUCGAACUGUAGCAGCUACACCCCCUCUGAUCAGCCCAUGGAUUGAUCCUGCAUCAUUGAAACUGAAGCAUCGGAUUGGGCGAGGGCCGUUUGGUGAUGUUUGGUUGGCAACACACCACCAAUCUGGUGCUGAUUUCGAUGAAUAUCAUGAAGUGGCUGUUAAAAUGUUACAUACAGUAGAGAAGGAUCACAUGCAAAAGUUCUUGAAUAAGUUUGAGGAACUAUUUCCGAAGUUACGGAGACAUUCAGGUGUUUGCUGGUUGCAUGGCAUCUCAAUAUUAUCUGGGAAGAUUUGCAUAGCCAUGAAGUUCUACGAGGGAUCGGUUGGUGAUUGCAUGGCACAGCUGAAAGGAGGAAAACUUCCACUGCCUAACGUCUUGAGGCAUGGGAUUGAUUUGGCUAAAGGAAUUGAAGGAUUGCACUCAAUUGGGUUGUUGGUGCUAAACCUCAAGCCUUCUAACUUCCUUCUUAAUGAACACAAUCAAGUUAUCCUGGGAGAUUUCGGGAUCCCUUACCUACUUCUGGGUAUUCCACUGCCCAACUUGGAUUUGGCUCUCAGGAUUGGGACCCCAAAUUACAUGGCUCCAGAACAAUGGGAACCAGAAGUAAGAGGUCCAAUCACCUUUGAGACCGAUACUUGGGGGUUUGGAUGCAGCAUUGUUGAGAUGUUGACUGGUGUUCAACCCUGGUUCGGUAUGUCAAUUGCAGAAAUAUAUGACUCAGUUGUGGUGAAACAAGAAAAACCACAGCUUCCAAAGGGGCUGCCUCCUGCAGUUGAGAAUGUUAUCAAUGGGUGUUUUGAGUAUGAUCUCCGGAAUCGUCCUCUAAUGGCAGAUAUAAUACACGCAUUUGAAAGCUCACAGAAUGCUAUUAGCAAUGAUGGAGAAUGGAUUGGCCUUGGAAGCAGAAGUUUCCUAGAAAAAUCAGAUAGCAGUGGCUACACUUCAUGGUUUCUCUCUAAGGAUCAUUUCCAAGUGGGUGAUACAGUCCGUUCGAGGAAGAUAGUGAACAGUUGCAAGGCAAAAUCAAUGGACGUGCCAGAAGGAACUAUAGUUGGUCUGGAGAAGGACACUGAUCGAGGUGGAUUUGUUCUCGUUCGAAUCCACAGAAUGCACAACCCGCAAAGGGUGAAUGUAUCAACUCUGGAGAGGGUUACAUCUGGCUUUGUCGUUGGGGAUUGGGUGCGCAUGAUUGAAGAAAACAACCACCACUCCUCUGUGGGAAUUUUACACUCUAUACAGCGAAAUGGAACUGUAGCUGUGGGAUUUCUUGGACUAGAGACCCUCCGGAAAGGUCAUAUUUCUGAGCUUCAGAUGGCAGAAGCUUAUUAUGUAGGACAAUUCGUGAGGGUAAAGGAAAAUAUCUUGACUCCUCGGUUUGAUUGGCCUCAGAAAAGGGGAGGAGCAUGGGCCACUGGCAAGAUUUCGCGUAUACUUCCAAAUGGGUGUCUCGUUGUAAGGUUUCCUGGCAGAUUGCCUGGAGAUGUAUCCAGUAGCUACUUUGCGGAUCCAUCUCAAGUGGAGAGAGUUUCGUUUGAUAGUUGUCCUGGGAUAGUGGAGAAGUACCAACAUGCCGAGGAUUUUCACUGGGUUGUGAGGCCACUAGCUAUUACAAUUGGAUUGCUCACGGCGUUAACACUGGGUUUCUUUGUCGGAGGAAAUGUGAGAGCGAGACUGAAGAAGGGUAAGAGAAACCAGCAGCAGGGUGAUGGGAACACUCAAGAUGGCCAGAGUGGGGGGAAUUCGGCUUGGCUUCCACCACCAGUGGCAAAUAUCCUUUUCAGGGAAGGUCCUCCCACUGCCACUGCCAGGUGAUAUGAAUUACCAUGGGUUGGCCACAGUUGGUCCGUUACGUAGGUAAUUCCUGCUGAUAUGGUGCCAAUCUGGGCAGUGGGCAAGUUAAGUGUGAAUUUGUGAGAAGGACAUGUUUUCUUACAUUCGCAUGUAUUCUCCAUAAAAAAAAAAGUGCAUUGUAUAUAUUCUGUCGUAAAUGUCAAGCCACGUUACAGUUUUAAAUAGUUGGGUUGAGCAAUAGGCACUGAAAUUGUGCUGAUGUUGUGGGAAUUAGUUUGUGUAUUUUAACUAGAUGUGAUGCGAUUGGAUGUGAUUGGUUGGUUUGUUGUGAA
This is a messenger RNA of Rhododendron vialii, 2537 nucleotides long. RefSeq names its product E3 ubiquitin-protein ligase KEG-like. The record is from RefSeq and is a predicted model, not a curated record. NCBI's taxonomy places the organism in Eukaryota, Viridiplantae, Streptophyta, Magnoliopsida, Ericales, Ericaceae. The transcript is spliced from 6 exons. Gene Ontology annotation, biological process: protein phosphorylation. Gene Ontology annotation, molecular function: protein kinase activity; ATP binding. Bases 337 to 2226 code for a protein of 629 amino acids.